GCGUAGUAAGACGCUGCCGAGCAGCUAUAAAAGCGGAGCGCAGAAGAGACGGGAAGCAUCAGCACCGCCGGAGCCGGACCGAGAACAGUAGCAUCCUUCAUCCUCAUCACCAAACAAAUCCUCAGCAAACAUGGUUCUGAUCUGGACCCAGUUCGGAGUGAAGCACAAAAAUGUCAAUGUCAAGUGCAAAGUGCGAGUGAUGCACAGAGGAGACAGCUCCGGAUCAUCUUCCUCAGCGGAGAGCGUCAAAUCUGAGCCGGGCACACCCUGUCUGACCGCCAAACCCACCGGCAAGGACUUCUACAAAGUCCUCGGCGUGGCCCAAGACUCCAACGAAGACGAAAUUAAGAAGGCCUACAGGAAGUUGGCGCUCAAGUUCCACCCGGACAAGAACAGCGACGCAGAUGCGGAGGACAAGUUCAAAGAAAUCGCAGAGGCUUACGAGGUCCUGAAUGAUCCCAAGAAGAGGAGCAUCUAUGACCAGUUUGGAGAAGAAGGUCUUAAAAACGGGAUGUCUGGCAAAGUUUUCCGCAAUAAUUUCCAGAGUGAUCCCCAAUCCUCCUUCUUCCAUGGCUCCGACCACUUCGACAUCUUCUUCGGCAAUGACUUUGAUGGUGACGAAGACCUCUUCAACCCCUUCAGGCAGUUCCCCUUCAGCCACGUGGGCGGCUUCACCAGCUACGACUGCGGGCUGCGGCGUGGCAGGCGGCGCCUGCAGAGCAAGGCCGUGCUGCACGACCUCCUGGUCACUCUGGAGGAGGUCAUGCAUGGCUGCACCAAGCACGUGAAGAUCUCCCGCCGCCGCCUCAACGCCGAUGGUCGCAGCCUACGAUCUGAGGACAAGGUCCUGAAUGUGGUGGUGAAGAAAGGGUGGAAGGCCGGGACAAAGAUCACCUUCCCGAGAGAAGGAGACGAGUCGCCCGACAACACUCCUGCAGACAUCACCUUCGUCCUCAAGGACCAGGAGCACCCGCAGUACAAGAGAAGCGGCUCCAACAUCGUCUACACUGCCCAGAUUACUCUUAAAGAGGCUCUCUGUGGCUGCACUGUCAACGUCCCAACGCUGGACAACCGCAUGAUGCCUUUGCCGUGCAGCGACGUCAUCAAGCCCGGGGCCAUUCGGCGACUGAGGGGCGAGGGCUUGCCUCUGCCCAAGAGCCCGUCGAAGCGCGGCGACCUGGUGGUGGAGUUCCAGGUGGUCUUCCCGGACCGUAUCCCACCACAGUCGAGAGAAAUCAUCAAGCACAGCCUGGGUCAGUGCUAGGCCACUUGCUCCGAGCGUCUGCUGGAUUCACUGACCAAGCCUUGUCCACGGUGCUAAUACCACAACCAAUCACAACCUCAAAUUGUGUUUGGAAGCUGACAAGCUUGAGCUGUGAGCAUCACGCACAACAACUCUGGUGCCACACACACAGCAAUGAUUUUAACUGUUAUACCUGCAAACACCAACAGCAGAAUACCAGUGUGCUAUUCAAGUCUGUAUAGACUUUCCUUAAACAUGAACCGUGGGAAACUUGAUCAAAGUCAUAUGGUACUCAUAUGACUGACUUUUGCAUUGAUUUCUUACAGUAGCCACAUGCACUUGUGUACAAAGAUCUACUUUGUGUGCAAAACGCUAAAAUGUUGUCUCUAAGAGAGAUCUUUGGUUUAAAUGUUCUAUUGAAUUAUUUGAAAUCUCUGUAAAUAUACUCUGCAUUUAUUGAGCCUUUCAUGUAUAUUUCAGAUAUAUUUGCAAGC
Synchiropus splendidus (mandarinfish) is the source of this 1737-nucleotide messenger RNA. Its product is annotated as dnaJ homolog subfamily B member 5-like. The transcript has 4 exons. Gene Ontology annotation, cellular component: cytosol. The coding region runs from base 131 to 1264 and encodes 377 amino acids. Gene Ontology annotation, molecular function: protein-folding chaperone binding. The record is from RefSeq and is a predicted model, not a curated record. Gene Ontology annotation, biological process: negative regulation of transcription by RNA polymerase II. Lineage: Eukaryota; Metazoa; Chordata; Actinopteri; Syngnathiformes; Callionymidae.